CUGCAAAGUUUAUAUAAUGGACGUAUUCUUCCUUCAGCUCGAGGUCAUACAGAGGUGAAGGUGGAACUUCAGAUUGAAAGGUGGGCGGCUCGUGGAGGAUCUGUUCGUCUCCGCUGCGUUCACGACGUCCCUCCUCACUUGCUGGACAAAGUCGUUUUCCUUCGACACGGCACCAAAAUCUUUCAAUACAUCAGGAACAGGAAACCGCCGUACAGAAACUUCACAACACCUGGAGCUGUUCUAAAUAUCGCUUUAGCUACAGAGAAUUCAAUCACACUUCAAAACCUGGAUUUUGCUGCCAGUGGUAGCUACUCCUGCGAAGUAUCCCUGGACACACCGAUAUACACGAAGGCUUCUAGUGAGAAACAACUCACAGUAUUUCAUCCUCAAAAACACCACCCACGCAUCGACUUUCCAACUCGCUACUUAAGCUUCGGUGAGACGUUAAAAGCGAAUUGCACAACCGCCCCCGCUCUGCCGGCUCCACAUAUCACAUGGUUUAUUAAUGGACAAAAGAUGGAUGAGCUGGUUGCACAUUCUCACAAAUUCCGCGUCCCAAUGAGUGAGAAGAGUGGAAGACGAGGUCUUCAAAGACUGAUGAACCAUGAGGUCAAUCAGACUUCACCACCACCAAUUCUAGCCCUUACCCACGUAUCCCAUGUGGCGACACGGCCCCCUGGUUGCCUCCUUAAAGAGUCUCAGUUGGAACAGAUGCCAGAUGAAGCGAAUAUGGUGCAUGGUGUUAGUCGUCAUAGGAGUCGCAGACCAGGUCGGGGUCGAGACUUGUAUGUGACGGUAUCUGAACUACAACUUGUGGCCACUGGGAGACUGGAAGUCAGUUGUGUUAGCACAAUCCCCGAAUUUAGGAGCAUUGAGGACAAAUUCGCAGAUGUCAGGAAUGACACCGUUAUCGGUAAGGUCAUCAUUGAUUGA
This is a messenger RNA of Danaus chrysippus (African queen), 933 nucleotides long. Lineage: Eukaryota; Metazoa; Arthropoda; Insecta; Lepidoptera; Nymphalidae. The record is from the annotation of a GenBank genome assembly.